This is a messenger RNA of Vombatus ursinus (common wombat), 1201 nucleotides long. Its product is annotated as scavenger receptor cysteine-rich type 1 protein M130-like. Gene Ontology annotation, cellular component: membrane. The coding region runs from base 497 to 1201 and encodes 234 amino acids. The transcript is spliced from 5 exons. Lineage: Eukaryota; Metazoa; Chordata; Mammalia; Diprotodontia; Vombatidae. The record is from RefSeq and is a predicted model, not a curated record.
AUGGAUAGAUAGACAGACAGAUAGAUAGAUAGACAGACAGAUAAAGUAGGUCAAAAUACAGUCAUGUUAAUUCUCUCAGCCUCAAUUUUCUCAACUGUAAAAUUAAAGUAAUAAUUCCUGUAGUACCACAGGAUUGUUCUGAGGUUCCAAUGGGAGUGUGCAUAUCUAGAUCAUGCUACUUAAUGCUACUUAAAUGCCCAUUAUUGUGACUACUGUUAUUACCAAGGCGUACUUAGUAUAAACUACCUGUCACCAAAGGAAAAGAGGCAGAAGACAGACAGUCCACAUGUGCUGGCCUGUAAUUGUGCCUAACAAGGGUUAACCAGCACUUCUGACUGGGCAGGAUGGCCAGUAAGUCCCCCUUUGGACCAAGAACUAGGUUUAGUCCCUAAACACUCAAACCUACUGAUCACCUUGGCAACUGAAGAUUGGUGGAUGGAUCCCUUCAGACAUCACCAGAUGGUGGCUGGGAGGCUGGACAUGGAGUGAAGAUCAUAUGCAGCCACAACUGAGAGGAGGAGACUUUGCCUGCUCUGGGAGAGUGGAAGUGAAGCACCAAGGCGGCUGGGUGUCUGUCUGCAGUCCUGACUUUCCUCUGCAGACGGGCAGUGUGUUGUGCAGGGAGCUGCAGUGCGGCACCCUUGUCUCCAUCCUGGACAGGGCUCACUUUGGAAAAGGAGGUGGCCAGGUCCUGCCUGAGGAGCUACAGUGUCAAGGCAAUGAGUUCCAUGUCACCUUGUGCCCUACAGUGCCCACUCACAGUAGGAAAUGCAGUUCUGACAGGACCAUUGGCAUCAUCUGUUCAAGGUACAGAGACUUCCAGCUGGUGGAUGGUGGCUCCAGGUGUGAGGGGCGUGUCGAGGUCCAGGUCCAGGGAGUCUGGGGAGCCCUCUGCAGCUCCCACUGGGAUCCGGCCAAUGCCAAUGUUCUCUGCAAGCAGCUUGACUGUGGAAUCGCUGUCUCAGUCCCCACAGGAGAGUAUUUUGGAAAAGCAAGAGGUCCUGUAUGGAGGCACACAUUUCAUUGCUCAGGGACUGAGCCUCACCUGGAGACUUGUCCAAUGACUGCCUUGGGAGCCCCACUUUGUUCCCCUGCAAAUAUUGCUUCUGUGAACUGCUCAGGAAAUCAUUGGGAUGCUCAGUUCCAGUGCCAAGGUGCCCAGGCUCAGUCACCUUCAUGCUCAGGCUGCUCCUGGCCCUAG